Molecule: messenger RNA, 1950 nt
Organism: Cyphellophora attinorum
Lineage: Eukaryota; Fungi; Ascomycota; Eurotiomycetes; Chaetothyriales; Cyphellophoraceae
Product: Epsin-1
Exons: 5
Coding region: 1-1950 (649 amino acids)
Biological process (GO): actin filament organization; endocytosis
Cellular component (GO): endosome; plasma membrane; clathrin vesicle coat
Molecular function (GO): clathrin binding; phospholipid binding
Source: RefSeq, a predicted model, not a curated record
AUGUCUCUCGAUCGGUUAGUCCGCACCGUCACCGACCCCAAGACCGGCCGCAGGGUCUCUGUCGUCGACGGCGCUUACUACCAACCCUACUACCAGCGACGACGGAAUACCAUCGCCACCACUGGCAUAGGCACAAGCUCGACAGCUGAGACUAAAAACACCACAUACGCGGAAGACAAGAAGAAAGACCCCAACGAGCCGGUCAUUGUCCUCCGAAGAUCGAGCAUUGAAACUGCCCCAGCUUUCCGACCAGGCGGCGGUAUGUCCAAAGUCGUGCGCGGGGUGAAGAAUAUCACCAAGGGGUAUAGCAGUGUCCAGGUCAAGGUUCGAAAUGCCACCUCGAACGAUCCAUGGGGGCCCACGGGCACGGACAUGGCGGAGAUCGCGGCGUUAACGUUCAACAAUCCGUCAGAUUUCUACGAGAUCAUGGACAUGCUGGACAAGCGACUCAACGAUAAAGGCAAGAACUGGCGACAUGUUCUGAAAUCCCUGAAAGUCCUCGACUACUGCUUGCACGAAGGCUCGGAGCUGGUCGUGACUUGGGCACGGAAAAACAUCUACAUAAUCAAGACUUUGCGAGAGUUCAUCUACGUCGACGAAGACGGCCGCGAUGUGGGCAACAAUGUCCGGAUCUCGGCUAAGGAGCUCACCUCUCUCAUCCUCGACGAAGAGCGCCUCCGCAGCGAGCGAUCAGAUCGGAAACUGUGGAAGACCAGAGUUACUGGCAUUGACGAGUAUGCACCACAAGGAAGCUCGAAUGUUACAGCCCCCCGCGAGGCACGCCGCGAUCAUCGGGGCAACGACCAAGAAGAUGCAGAGCUGCGCCUUGCAAUUGAGGCUAGCAAGUAUGAAGCCGAGGAGGAUCAGAAAAGACGCAACCAGUCGAAAGGCAAUGCUGCCGACAUGGACGACGAUCUGGCUAAAGCCAUCAAGCUGAGUCAAGAGGAGGAAUCCCUGCGAGCACGACAACUGGAAGAGCAGAACGCUGCUUCGCUGUUCGACGACACACCAGCGCCGUCCCAGCCUCAGCCGACUGGUUACAACCAGGGCUACCAGCAGCAGCCUGCCGUCGAUUGGUUCGGCAAUCCUCUGCAACAGCAGCCGCAGCAGACUGGAUACCUCAACAACCAAUACGCACAGCCCACUGGGUACCAGCCUCAGCAGACUGGCUAUCAAAACGGUUUCAGCAACGGGUUCCCGAGUCAACCCGGUGCCUAUGACCAGUUCGGCUCACAGCCGUUCCUGCCACAGCAGAACACAAUCCAGCCUCAGCAGACCGCUUUCCAGAAUAACAACCCUUACGGCGCUCUCCAACAGCAGCCCAGCUUCACCCAGCAGCCGCAACAGCAAGCCCUCCAGACCGGCACCAACAACCCCUGGGGACAACAGCAACAAGCAGCUGAGCCGCUCAAGCCCCUCCCUACCGGCUCCAACAAUCCAUUCGCCCAGAAAGCCGCCUCACCAUCACCCUUCCAACGCACCCAGACGCAACCCUCACUGGGCACACUCUUCGAAACACAACCCACAAACUCCUUUCAACAACAAACACAAUACCAACCCACACAGCCAAACCCAAUUUCUAACUUCACCGCGCCCGUCCAGCAACAACCGCAAAAAGCGCAAGACCCGCACGCCGCCCGUCUCAACGCCCUGCUCGCCUCCGGCGAAGGGCAGGACACCUUCGGCAACACGGGUGAUCUGCGUAUUCCGGCGCAACAUACCGCGCCAGGCACGUUCGUCAAUUCGGCCGGACAGGGUAGGGAUAAGCUUAUCGCGACUCAAACCGGCAGCAACCCGUUCUUCAGCCAGCAAUUUACGGGCGCGCCGCAAAUCCCGGCGCAGACUGGGCCUGUGGGCUAUGGUGGUGGAGGCUAUGGAGGCCAGCAGAGCCACAAUCCCUUUGGAGCUCGGCCGCAGCAGCAAGGUGGCGGGAGUCUGAUUGACUUGUAG